UUUAGUUAUAUUUCUCUUUUAUUUGUGCUGGAUUACCAUCAAAUAUUUCCCUCUGUGUCCUCCCUGCUCUCUCUCCUCCACCCGCAGUUCCUCCUCUCCCACCCACCCUGGUUUCUAAUUGGAUUUCAUUACCAUUUCCUUUCAGUUUUUUCCCAGCCAGACUCUCUGGUUGGGAGGAACAGCUUCAGCUGGAUUCUCCUCGGCACUCACGAACAUCAGCAGCAGUUGCAGCAGCUCUCAAAGACUUCACUACAUCAGCCACCGUGACACUGCAAUGACCUCGCUCAGGCUGUUACCCGUGUUGCACUCCCUCCUCGUCCUACAAGUCCAUCUUUCCAACCAGUUAGAAGACAACAAGAUCCCUCCUAGUUUGUGUACUGGUCACCCUGGUAUCCCGGGCUCUCCCGGAGCUCAUGGCAGUCCUGGUCAGCCAGGGAGAGAUGGGAGAGACGGGAGAGAUGCCGCUCCGGGGGAGAAGGGACAGAAGGGGGACAGAGGAGACACAGGCGAGACAGGAGUGAGAGGCCUAACAGGAGACAGAGGUGACCCAGGAGAAAAGGGGGAGAGGGGGCAGCCGGGGGAGUGCGCUGUGGCCCCCAAAUCAGCCUUCAGUGCUAAACUGUCCGAGGGCCUCACUUUACCCCUCACUGUGGGCGAUGCAGUCCGCUUCGACAAGAUCAUGCUGAAUGAGCAGGGUGACUACAACACGGAGACGGGACGCUUCACCUGCAAAGUCCCUGGAGUCUACUACUUUGCCGUCCAUGCCACAGUCUACCGUGCCAGCCUGCAGUUUGACCUGAUGAAGAACGGACACACGGUGGCGUCUUAUUUUCAGUUUUAUGGAAACUGGCCCAAACCUGCGUCUCUGUCAGGUGGCUCCCUGCUCCACCUCGUCCCUGGUGACCAGGUGUGGGUCCAGAUGGCUCUGUCGGAGUACAAUGGAUUUUACUCAAGCACCAAGACAGACAGCACCUUCACCGGCUUCCUGGUGUAUUCAGACUGGAAAAACUCUGCUGUAUUUGCUUGACAUGUGCUUGUGAACAAAACAAAGUCAUAUUCCCCUGGGGGAUAAUGAACCACAACUUUUUUCUUUUGCCUAUUUUAGUUUCCUAAUUGAGACGUUCUGGAUAAUGACAAGUGAAUCGGCUGUGACGUGGUACAGCUGUAUUUGCAUAACAAGUAAAAAACACACCAGACAAUGUUACUUGAAUGGCACAUACCGUACUGGUGAAGUGUGGGGCACAUACACCGAGCAGUAAUGUUUAUUCAGCGUCUGUUCUUCAGUUGCAGCUUUUAAACUGUUGUGACAGUUGAUUAUUGUACCAGAUGUUGUGACAACGGCCUCCAGCCAACUCCUGGCCACAAAUUCAAAUAGCUUCUAUGUUAUUAUUGCACAUUGUUUCUCAUCAGUUUCUGCACAGUGAACAUAAAACAUGAAUAAAUCAUUUUAGCUUUUAAAACA
Lates calcarifer (barramundi perch) is the source of this 1462-nucleotide messenger RNA. Its product is annotated as complement C1q tumor necrosis factor-related protein 5. The record is from RefSeq and is a predicted model, not a curated record. Gene Ontology annotation, molecular function: protein binding. The transcript has 3 exons. The coding region runs from base 275 to 1027 and encodes 250 amino acids. NCBI's taxonomy places the organism in Eukaryota, Metazoa, Chordata, Actinopteri, Centropomidae.